AUGUUGGGUGCUUCAUUAAGACGAUUUAAAAAUAAUAGCAUACAUCCUUACCCAAAUCAUCAGGGUGAGCAAGAUAACAAGCAGAGAAAGCUGACAGUUGCUAUUUCCUCUUCAUCUCAGCAAAUCGCCAGUUACUUACAGAGAAAAGUAUCUUUUAUACACACAAAGAAACUUUUACAACACUUUCGAGAGUCCGAUCUAAAAGUGAAGCGACAGCCAUCGUUUUCAACAACUAGUACCGUGUUAUUUGAUUCUGAUGAGCACCUACCUUCUUCCAAGAAGCCUCUCCCACCAUCACCUAAAAAAUCACAGACCAUGACAGGUUUUACAGAGUUUAAACCACAUGACGUCUGCGCUCAUGAUGCAUCGCAUCUGCCAUCUGAGGACUCCAUCUCGUUUUCUGGCAACAGUAUUGAACAGAUAAGCAUAUCAACUAUCAGAGGAGGUCUGACACGAGCUAGUACCUGGGUUGGUAGAUCGCUCAAGAGCCUUUUGAAGCCUGUGUCAAAUGAACAGAUAUCCUUUAAUGAACAAUCAUCAUUAUUUGAAUUCCAAGACAGCUAUCCACGAGCACUGGAUUUAGGAAACUGUGAUAAAAGACUAAAGCUUCAUUGCAAAAUCUUGCAAAUCACAAAUUUCUCAUCAUCUAAAACCUAUCUUUACACCCUUAACAUGCAUGUGACAAAUAAUGAAUCUCAAUCUUAUUCUGGUGUUAUGAAGAGAAUAGGUCGAGGUGUUAGCACGUCAAGCCCCCAUGCUACACUUUCGUUCACAGUUCAGGGACAAUUUGCACUAGAAUGUGAUUUAAAUAUUGAAGUGACAAACUCGCCAAGUAUCGUAAGUCGUCUCAAGAAGAUUGGCAAGAAUAACUCUGUGGAUAUCGUUCAUGAAGAGGAGGAAUUUAACAAUGUUGUUACUGCUCACCUUCAACUUGAUUCUGGUGACGAUCCCUUGUAUAGCUUUGCAAAUCAGGGAAUAGGUCGAUAUGCCAUUCACACGUCUCCAUUACAAAACCCUUCGUUGGCUCUCGAGUUGACUAUCUCAUUCUGGUUGGAAGAGUAUAAUCAUUGCCCGCUGGAGGCAGAAAUGCAGAUCGAUCAUGAUGUCUUGAUAUUUUGUCAAGGUGGUGACUACUUGACAUUCUAUGUUAAAGGCGAGUCUUAUCCGAAGUGGAUUCGUUAUUGGGUGACCUAUGAGAAGCAGGAGCUGGUUUUGCGAUUGAAUGAAAGGCGAGAAGAACCUAUUGAGCGUAUCUCGCUCGAUCGUUUAGUACAAGUAAACACGUAUCCCACAAAUGACAUUCAAGAAGACAUUUAUCUAGGAAAAAAACACAUCAUCAUAUUGUCAUUUGGUCAAGCUGAUGAGAUGUAUCUGUUUGCUGAUAGCUCAAAAAGCGUUAGAUACUGGAAAUGUUUAUUGGAGUCCAUGACGUCAGGCGGAAGCGACAAUGAGCAACAGCAUAUCAACAAAAGAUAUAUUUGGUCAUCAUAA
Messenger RNA from Rhizopus microsporus ATCC 52813, 1491 nucleotides. RefSeq lists its product as uncharacterized. NCBI's taxonomy places the organism in Eukaryota, Fungi, Mucoromycota, Mucoromycetes, Mucorales, Rhizopodaceae. The transcript is spliced from 6 exons. Bases 1 to 1491 code for a protein of 496 amino acids. The record is from RefSeq and is a predicted model, not a curated record.